UUAAUACUUGGGUUGGGUCGGCGCUUGCCCCUCCCUCUCUGUCUUGCCCUUUUUAAGCUGCUUCUCUCCCAUGUUCCUAAGCACAAUCAAACUCCUUUCUCUGCAGAUAAGGGGAGGGAGAAAAGGAAGGAAUCACUCACAAGGAGAGGGAGGCUCUCUGCUCCUCUUUUGUUUUCUAUCAUUCGGAAGAACGGAAGAAGGGCCUUUCCUGGGAUCACAUCUGUUGUUACCAUGGCGUCGGGCUUUGGGCUGUGGGUUGGAGUUUUCGCCCUCUUGGCGAUGUCUUUCUUCGUGGCCUCUGCAACAACAGAGGGAUCAUCCAUUCUGAGAUUGGGGAGUAGGAGCAGGGAGGAGAAAGACGUGAGGGCUAUGUAUGAGCUUUGGCUGAGAAGAAACAGAAAGGCAUAUAAUGGACUGGACGAGAAGGAUAGGAGGUUUGAGAUAUUCAAGGAUAAUUUGGCCCAUAUCGACCAACAUAAUGCGAACGGGAACUCGACAUAUAAGCUUGGGUUGAACAAGUUUGCUGAUCUGACCAACGAGGAAUACAGGGCCCGGUAUCUGGGUGUGCGCAACAAAGAUGCAGCAGGGCGUGGACUCAGGGAUAAGAGCGCUGGUCAUCGCUAUGCUGUGGGUGUCGGGGAGGAGCUGCCGGAGAGCGUGGACUGGAGAGAGAAGGGCGCUGUUGCUCCUGUCAAAGACCAGGGAGACUGCGGGAGCUGCUGGGCGUUCUCAACUGUUGCUGCUGUGGAAGGGAUAAACCAGAUUGUGACCAAUGAUCUGAUAUCCCUCUCGGAGCAGGAGCUUGUGGAUUGUGAUACUUCUUACAAUGAUGGAUGCAAUGGGGGCCUCAUGGAUUAUGCCUUCCAAUUCAUCAUAGAUAAUGGUGGCAUUGACACCGAGGAAGAUUAUCCUUACAAGGCCAGAGAUGCAGUCUGUGAUCAAUACAGGAAAAAUGCACGUGUUGUGACCAUAGAUGGGUAUGAGGAUGUUCCCGAGAAUGAUGAGAAGGCUCUACAAAAGGCUGUUGCUCACCAGCCUGUUAGUGUUGCCAUUGAAGCAGCAGGCAGGGAUUUCCAGCUUUAUCAAUCUGGUGUAUUCACUGGAAGUUGUGGCACUGAUCUUGAUCAUGGAGUCACAGCGGUGGGUUAUGGAACAGAGAAAGGUGUGCAUUAUUGGAUUGUGAAGAACUCAUGGGGUGGCAGCUGGGGUGAGUCGGGAUACAUAAAGCUUGAAAGGAAUGCGAAGAGCAAGACCGGGAAGUGUGGGAUUGCCAUGGAAGCAUCAUACCCCAUCAAGAAGGGCGAUAACCCCCCCAACCCUGGGCCAUCUCCCCCAUCUCCAGUGAAGCCGCCCACGAUGUGUGACAACUACUACACUUGUCCAGAGAGCAACACCUGCUGCUGUGUUUAUGAGUACGGUCCGUACUGUUUCUCAUGGGGUUGUUGCCCACUGGAGGCAGCCACAUGCUGCGCCGACCACUACAGUUGCUGCCCCCAUGACUAUCCCAUCUGCAACCUCAAUGCUGGCACCUGCCUUGCGAGCAAGAACAGCCCUUUUGGAGUGAAGGCUCUGAAGCGCACCCCUGCCAAGCCAUACUGGGCCUUAGGUGGUUCUUCUCAGGGCAAGAGCAGUGCUUGAGCAUCACAAAAGGAGCAAUAAUUCUUAUUGGGUAGAUUUAAUUCUUCCUCUCAUUCUGCAUGCUGGACCCGCCCCAUCCUUUGUUUAUAGAUGCUGGGUUGGCUUGAUGGAUGGUGGGGGUUGAAAUCCUUCUGUAAUUACUCUUUUCAUGGCUUGUUGGGGAUUUAGUAUAUAGGAUUAGGAUUGCAUUACCGCUACAAUAUGACGGUACUAAAUUAUCUCAUUUAUGUUUCGUUCUCUUUGAUGAUUGGGUUAUUAACUUAUCAAUGAUGGUGAUGUAAGUAGUACUCCUUAUGUUAUGUUUGGUUUCUGAGUAUUUUGAUUUUUCC
Amborella trichopoda is the source of this 1967-nucleotide messenger RNA. RefSeq names its product cysteine proteinase mucunain. Gene Ontology annotation, biological process: proteolysis. The record is from RefSeq and is a predicted model, not a curated record. NCBI's taxonomy places the organism in Eukaryota, Viridiplantae, Streptophyta, Magnoliopsida, Amborellales, Amborellaceae. Gene Ontology annotation, molecular function: cysteine-type peptidase activity.